Molecule: messenger RNA, 1930 nt
Organism: Neolamprologus brichardi
Lineage: Eukaryota; Metazoa; Chordata; Actinopteri; Cichliformes; Cichlidae
Gene: emp1a
Product: epithelial membrane protein 1a
Cellular component (GO): plasma membrane
Source: RefSeq, a predicted model, not a curated record
UGGGGCUUGGUGAGGGGAAAGAAGAAGAGGGAAAACACGGUGAUGUGUGUGCUGUGAAUUCAAAGCUGGGUGGGUCCACAGAGUUUCACAUUCCCAAAUAACUCCCGCGCGGUGCGUUAAAGAGCGUUCAGUUUUCAGAAGGCCAUAAUGUUGAUGCUGGCAGCAAUCGUUGUUCUGCACAUAACCACCAUCAUCCUGCUCCUGGUGGCCGCCAUUGACAAUGCCUGGUGGGUCGACAAUUCAGUGUCAGCUGACCUGUGGGGCAGGUGGGACUUCUCAAACAAUGUGUGGCAUUACACAAAUCUGAAAGGCUACCCAGAAGAUUAUCUCCAGGCGGUGCAGGCCACUUCAGUGCUGGCCUGCGUUUUCACCAUCCUUGCCUUGUUUGUGUUUGUGGCGCAGCUGUUCACCCUGCCCAAAGGAAUGAGGUUCACCUUCACUGGCAUUUUACAGAUAAUCGCCUGCCUUUGCAUAAUGACAGGAGCCUCAAUCUACACAGCCAAGCUCCACGUCAAUGACACAUCUGGAGGUUACGGACACUGCUACAUCCUGGCGUGGAUCUCGUUUGUCCUCACCUUCAUCUUAGCGCUCACCUAUUUCAUCCUGCGUAAGAAGAAAGAGUGAGAGGAAAAACAGAGGGCAGGGCUCGUUCUCCUCUUUUAGAAUUGAUGAACACCAUCUGAAGCUACGACUGUAGCAAAAUGUCCAAAUGCUAAUGAGAGCCAUUUGUUUAUACAGCUUUUUAAAAAUAUAUAUAUAUAAAAUGAUAUGGAGCAAAUGCUAACAUUACAAGUGUAAAGCACAUUUUUUCAGCAAAACUGACAAACAAAAUAAUGUUUUUUCUUUUUAAUAAUGUGACUAAAACGCCUCAUAGAGCUGAAUUAUUGGGAAUAUUACCAGAACAUAGCUAAUAAAUCAGUUAUUUAGUCUUAAAUAGUAGUAGUAGUUCAGACAUAAGUACUUUAAAGGAAUAGUGUGACAUUUUGAGAAACGCUUAUAUUCGCUUUGGGUUGGUUUGUUUGUUGUCAUUUUUUGCUAAAAAAAAAAAAAAUGGCAAGAUUGAUUUGAGUGAACUUUUGGUCAGCUUAGCUUUAGUGAAACAGUCACUGAGCUGUACAUGAGCAUUUUUGGCUGGGUGCGAACAAAAAGGGGAGACUCUAACUUCAGAGGUGACGGCGGUUUGAAGCCAGUGUUUUCACAUUUUCAGUUCUUCUGCUAAGACUGUGCAUAAAAGAUGGUCACAACUUCCGAGCUGCAUUCUUCCUAACGACCAGCAGGGGGCGAAUCUGUGCAGCGUGAUUGCGUAGAAGACGAUGGGAAGAGAAAACUGCUCAGGAAACUCUCUUUACAUGGUCACGGUCUUUGUUUUGUUUUUUAAAACCUUGGUCCUCUUUAGUGUAGAAAGUCAAACAAUUAGUAUUAAUCUCCUACUCAGCAAGAUAGUAAAUAAUUUAGUCCCAAAAUGUUUACCAGUUCCUUUAAGGUUCAGAAAGGUUGACGGAGACUAAAUCUUAUCAUUUAAUAUGUUAAAAUUCUGACUGAGGAGUAAAAACCGACAAAUAACAUUCCUGUUGUAGUACUUGAACAAUCAGGAAAUAACAAUCCUUCAUUUACAACUAGCUUUAAUCAUGUUAAUCGUUAUUUUACAGCUAGAAAAAAACAAAUACAUUAUACAUCAGUCUAUGUACAUUGUAACCAUUAUAUUUUUAAGCUGCAUUUUGUUUUUUUAUUAUUGUGUUUACUUAUGUGUCUGUAGGGGGCUGCUAUCAUAAGAAAAGUACAUGCAUUUGUACAAGUGAAAAUUAAGUGACCCAGGGAUGGAGGACAGAGGUGUCAUUGCACCAUAUUACAGAACUAUGCAGUAGAAGAUUUUGUUAUAUUGGAAUUUAAGCCAUGUUAUGUCAUUUAUUAAUAAAAAUGAUAAAACAAA